CACACCGCCAGACGGAGCCUCCCCAUUCUGUGAUCAUGUCAGCCAGACCGGGAUUCUAUCGCCAGGAGCUCAACAAGACAGUAUGGGAGGUGCCCGAGCGCUACCAGAUCCUCACGCCGGUCGGCUCGGGCGCGUACGGCUCCGUGUGCUCUGCGUAUGAUGUGCAGCUUCGUCAAAAGGUAGCCAUUAAGAAGCUCUCUCGGCCAUUUCAGUCUCUCAUUCACAGUCGGCGCACCUACAGGGAACUGCGAUUGCUCAAGCACAUGAAACACGAGAAUGUUAUUGGGUUGCUAGAUGUUUUCUCUCCUGCAGCAUCACUAGAAGAAUUCAAUGAGGUCUACCUUGUGACUAAUCUGAUGGGAGCAGACCUCAACAACAUAGUCAAGUUUCAACGCCUUUCAGAUGAGCAUGUGCAGUUCCUCAUUUAUCAGUUACUUCGUGGCCUUAAGUACAUCCAUUCAGCUGGACUAAUACACAGAGAUCUAAAGCCAAGCAAUGUAGCUGUGAAUGAAGACUGUGAACUCAGGAUCCUGGAUUUCGGAUUGGCCAGGCAGACAGAUGAUGAGAUGACUGGGUAUGUGGCAACACGCUGGUACAGAGCACCUGAAAUUAUGCUCAACUGGAUGCAUUAUAAUCAGACAGUGGAUAUCUGGUCUGUGGGAUGUAUUAUGGGUGAACUUAUCAAAGGGAAGGUCUUGUUUCCAGGAAAUGACUAUAUAGAUCAGCUGAAGAGAAUCAUGGAGGUGGUUGGUACCCCAACUCCUGACCUUCUGAAGAAGAUCUCUUCAGAGCAUGCCCAGAAAUACAUCCAGUCCCUUCCCUACAUGCCCCAGCAGGAUCUGGGGAAGAUAUUCAGAGGAGCCAAUCCACAGGCGGUAGAUUUGUUGAAGAGAAUGCUGGUGUUAGACUGCGACAGGCGGAUCUCUGCCACUGAAGCCCUGUCCCACCCUUAUUUCUCUCAGUACCACGAUCCUGAAGAUGAACCUGAGGCACCACUAUAUGACCAAACCCCCGAGAGCAAGGACCGCAUGCUGGAGGAAUGGAAGGAGCUGGUGUUUGAGGAAGUUAACAGUUUUAAAGCCCCUGUCAACCAAACAGAAAGCCUCCAGGCCGAGCAGUAAAAGUAACUGUUCAACAAUCCAAACCGAGUCUAACCAACUACCCAAGAAGGAUAAAUACUAUUGAUUUGUUUCUCAUUCCACACAAGACUGAGGAUCUAAGGACCUGCCAGUUAGGCAGCUAGAAAAUGAGAACAAUGCAUUCCAUAGGCGUAAAGACUUUGCGUGUGCGCGCGUGUGCGCGUGUGCGUGUAUGUGUAUGUGUGUGUGCGGGGUAUAUACUUAUGAAUGCUGGAAAGUAAUACGUCUCUACUUUCUAGGAUGCAUUAUAGACUCAUACAUGCACAACCAAUAUAUUAUUAUAGGAAGCAUGUUGUGUUUUAAUUGAACUUUUUUUAUAACGAGGACAAUACAAGAAAUGUAGAGCGAAAUAUGGAGGUCAAUCAAACCAAACUGAAGAGAAGAAGGUCAGCCUUAAAUCUACAUGUUUACAGAGAAGGAUUGAGCGAAAGGCAUUAACAUUGUGUGAACAACACAGUGGAAACACUAGAUGAACAGUGAAUCAAAUAGAUAAAAGAAGCAUUACAUCUAGUAGUACACUUGGAUGAAGGAUAUAUAUUAUUGGCAUUAUGAAGUUAUGAGAGUGAUUCAGAAUACAAGUUAUUCACAGUGUUUGGUUUGUUGCGCCAAAGACUUGAGGAAACCAAAAUAAUUACAGAUAUAUGCAUAGAUGGGUGACAGAUUAAAAGAAAAUCUGGUGACUGUUACGCUGCGAAGGUAUUUUGCCGGCAUGUUUUGUGUUCAUUGGUCCCCUUGGAGGGAAGGGUGACUGGAAAUCAUUACAAACUUCUUCUCACUGAUCACCUUUGUAGUAUAAUGAAACAUUUCUAACCUGAUGAUGGUGGCCUCUUCCAGGAUCACAAUGCUCCCAUCCACAGGACACAAGAGCUCACUGAAUGAUUUGAUGAGUGUGAAAAUGUUGUUAAUCAUAUGCUAUGACCUUAACCGUAACCAGAUCUCAACCUAAUUGAACGCCUGUGGGAGAUUUUUGACAAAUGUGUUUGAUAGCGUUCUAUACCACCAUUAUCAAAGCACCAACUAUGGGAAUAUCUCGUUCAACACCUCCAGUACAGUACCAGAGACUUGUAGAAGUGUUUUCUCCUUGAGUUGUUUUUUUAAAAAAUUUUUUACCUGUAGCUAUUAACUUGUGUUUCAAUUCUUUUUUGUUAACUUCUGGCAUUUACAGUUACAUAUUGUAUGUAUGCAUACACAUACAUAUAGUUCAGUACAAACGUUUGCAUUUCCUUAAUUUGAAAUUAAACCAACAACUGUCAAAACGUGAAUGUUAAGAUAUUACUAGUUAACAAAAUGAUAUUUCUGAAUGUGAUCUAAAUGUGGAUGUUAUUCCAUAUACCUCUUAUUCAAUCUCAGUUUUAGGAAAAAAAAGUUUAUUUCUCCUUUACUUUUUACUACAGUGUGGUCUUUGUGUUUGUUUCUUACAUUUCUCAGUAAUGGAUUUCACUGCUGGUUAUGGUUACGGUAAACACAUUGAUGUCUUACCUCUGUAAAAGGUCAAUCUUUUGUUUUAGGUCUUGUGAGAGCUCUUUUCUUGAUUCCAUUGACUCAACUGCUUACAGCAAACAGCUUACAAAUAAUUAUGAUUGAAAUGUUCAAGCCUCACAUAAGACUUACUGAAAGUAAACAUGUGGUUUACGUCUUUAGACAACUUAAUAAGACGCAUUUAGAUAAAUUAACUUGAACAUUAAAACAGGGACACGAUAGAGUAUACUCUAACAUGCAGCAUGUCUAAAUGUGGUAAUAUCUCACUUUUCAAGAUCUUUAUAUUACUUAAAACAGUUGAUCAUAACACUGACUUAUUGCGUACCUCAGUUGCUUUUGUGAGUGUGAAAUGUCUGACUUGAAAGUGGAAAAUGUUUUGUGUUGAGAUGUUGUAUGUUUGUUUUUAAUAGCUGUUCUUCCAUUGAUGAUGAACUGGUGCUUGACUGACCGUAGUGAGUCGGAAUAUCAAUGUGUUUUCAACACUUCACUCACACACCAGUUAUUAGAGAAAUGUGAUAUAUACAGUUGGUUUGCACUGCACUGGUUUAACUUAUGUUAUGAAUUCUUUAGGCCUCAAAACGUUUUUGCUAAAUAAAUAAAUACAUUCCACCAAUCCAACUCAAUAUAGAUUUAUUUCAUAAGCUUAUUUAUUUAUUUACAUUUUAUGGCAUGUGGCAGAUGCCCUUAUCUUACAUUUAUACAUCUGAGCAAUUGAGGGUUAAGGGCCUUGCCCAAGGGCCCAA
Ictalurus punctatus (channel catfish) is the source of this 3361-nucleotide messenger RNA. It is a transcript of the gene mapk11, whose product is annotated as mitogen-activated protein kinase 11. Gene Ontology annotation, biological process: intracellular signal transduction; protein phosphorylation. The transcript has 13 exons. Bases 36 to 1121 code for a protein of 361 amino acids. The record is from RefSeq and is a predicted model, not a curated record. NCBI's taxonomy places the organism in Eukaryota, Metazoa, Chordata, Actinopteri, Siluriformes, Ictaluridae. Gene Ontology annotation, molecular function: ATP binding; MAP kinase activity. Gene Ontology annotation, cellular component: nucleus; cytoplasm.